Dalotia coriaria is the source of this 3713-nucleotide messenger RNA. RefSeq lists its product as uncharacterized. Bases 356 to 3070 code for a protein of 904 amino acids. NCBI's taxonomy places the organism in Eukaryota, Metazoa, Arthropoda, Insecta, Coleoptera, Staphylinidae. Gene Ontology annotation, cellular component: cytoplasm; nucleus. Gene Ontology annotation, biological process: regulation of DNA repair; ATP generation from poly-ADP-D-ribose; carbohydrate metabolic process. Gene Ontology annotation, molecular function: poly(ADP-ribose) glycohydrolase activity. The record is from RefSeq and is a predicted model, not a curated record. The transcript has 10 exons.
UUAAACGGCGGCAAGUGCGAGAAAUCACAACAAUACUAACUCGAAAUGCACAGCGCAACGAAUUAGUCUGACGUCGCGGCGCCGGGCGUCGCACCGCUCCGCCGCCGGGAGUACAAUGUAUUUAUAGCGUCCCUGGGCGAAAAAAGCCCCAAACAACCAACGAUGACUUUAGUCGCGUUCGCCGCGAAACGCUUCGCGCGAGACAAAUCACGAAAACUUCCUAUUUUUCACAAACAAAUCGAAACUUACUCGUAAUUCAUAUAAAUAUGUCGAAAUAAAUGUCGAGUGUGUUUUAAUUACUCUAUUUAGUGUUUUAUGGAUUAAAACCAAGAAUUACGUAGAAGGCAUUUUCAAAAUGGCGCUGGUGAUGUUACCCUGCGAUCUCCCUUGGUGGGGGUCGGUACAAAAACAAUUGAAGAAAAUUGCUUCGACAAAGAAUACAAUGGAAUUAAUCGAAGGAAUGAAGCGCAUUCAUGAUAUGUGCAAUAUAAGUUUGGAUCCGGAUGAUGACACGCCUGAUCCGCAACAAUUCGUAGGCCUUUUAAACUUUCUCGACAACGAUAUGACCAUUAAAGAACGCAGUGAUUUCCUUAAUAAAAUAUUACCAUGUAUGGCAAACCGUGCAUGUGAUUUACGACAGUACCGGCCUAAAAAUGGAUUACAUUUUAGUCUACAACAACAACCUGAUUCAACUGAUUUAGAUUACAAUCUGGUUGCGUCGCUAGUAGCAAAUGCGUUUUUCUCAACAUUUCCAAAACGAACUGUGAAAACGCACCCGACGCUACAGAACUUUAACUUUAGCGACUUUUUUCGAUAUUUAAACGAAAACUGGCAAAAAGCGAAGUUGCGCAGUGUGUUCAACUACUUCGAAUGGUUGGCAGAUGAUAAAAAUUCUAUUGGAAAAAUAAAAAUAAUGCGACAGGUUAUGUCUAGUAAAGAAUGGUUGACAAUAGAAGAUUGGUUAGAAUGUAGUCUUCCAUUAUGUCCUCUACAUAUAAAACACGAAGGCAAGCUUGAAAGAGCGCCCAGUGAUUGCUUAAACAUCUGUUUCGCGUGCAACAAACUCGGUGGAAAAGUUUUAGAAAAUGGCAACACACAAGAAUCAAUAGCGUUCUGCACAAUACCCGAAAUACUCUGUACCUUGCUAAAUGUCGAAGCGCUCGAGGAUAAUGAAGUCCUGACUGUAUCCAACGUAAGGAGGGUUGCCCGCAUCACGGACGCGAAGCAUCGCGCACAACUACAGCCGCUGGAACCACAAGAGAUUACAAUGUGUUGUGUAGAUGCGGAGGACUACGCGAAACUGCCACUCGGCCAAUACGAAGAGGACAACGUGCUCAGAGAGUUGAACAAGUGCCUGCUCGCCUACCAGCAAAAGCAAUCUCAACCCACGCAAGCGCAAACACAGUCUGCGCCGGCAGAAACUCAACACCAACGCGCUGCAAGACGUCUCUCGCCAAUUGGCGAAUCACUAUCCCUGGGAUCCAACACGGAAGUCAGCGCAACAAUAAACAUCCCGUUAAUCAAGGAAGAGUCUUGUAGCACUAAUCGAAGUGGCUCGAGAAGUCCAACUAAUAAUAAUUUAGAUGGUAAUAAACUCAGUGUACAGUUGGAAUAUCAGUUACCACGACAUCAGCCGAAGUUUACAACCAACGAGGCCAUUUUGAAUAAUCGCCGAGGGAAAUUUAUUGUUCUUGGAUCAUCAGGAGAAUGUCUUCCAGUUAAGAGACGACCGUUGGGCGAUGAACAAAGUAAAUACUCAAGUUGUAGUGAUGAUGAUGACGAUGAAUUUCACAGCGCAAAGACUAGUAUUGAAGAUGAAUACGAGAGCGAGGAUGAAGAAUUUCAUAAACGAUAUAGUAUGGAUCUGGAGACACCAGAGAGGCGGCAUACGUUUGCUGAAAGACUGAGGGAAGCGCUAAGAAGAGAAGCUAGCAAUUUUACAAGUUCAUCAGAGUCUGGUUAUGCUGUAGGAAUUAAUAUUACUGGUGCAAGUAUAGCUGAUCAAGAUAUCAAAGUUAGACGAAAAGGAUCAACAGGUUUCCUUCUCCAUGAAGAAUCUCUUGACGAAGAGUUCCUACGCGAUUCACUCGAUCAAGAACGUCAGUGGAUUGACAAGUUCCGCAAUAAACAAAGCGGACUACCACGAAAAGACACUAACCGCUCAUCAGAGUACAGCUUCAGUACCGAUUACAGUUCCGAGUUAGAAGAAGUCUAUGACCAAUUUUCAAGAUGGCUGGAUGAUCCAAUAUUAGAAACUGACAAAGGCACUAAACGAAAACUGGAUGCUAGAGAUUUAGCUGUGGUUCAGUUUGCUGGAUCAAUAUUAAAACGUACUCUGAGCGAAUCGUUCGCUGGAGUUUCACUUACAGAUGGUUGUGAUCCGGACACUCCUGCGCCGACGCCAGCGGAUAAACGAAACAAAAUGGUGUUAAAUGCUAAGUCUUUGAGUUUAGAGCUUGCUAAACAUAAGCACCGCCUGGCGGCACAAUUGAGUCGCACGGUCGAAGAGGAUGACGCGGAAGAUAUUCUCGUAGUUGUAGAUGGUGUGGCUGAUGGCGGAGGCGCUUGUACGCUGCCCAAUGGCAACAAAAUGGCGGCGCAGCCGGCGCCGCGCAAAAAGUUGAAUUGGGUGGCGACCUGCAUCGACGCGGUAGUGCAAACCUUAGAGGACAUUUGCGUUAACGUUAUCCUGCCUCAGCCUCUGCCUCCAGAGAUUACCAAUACUAAUCGGAAGUUAUCACAGAUUGCUCAAAAACCAACCAAUGGCUUACGACCGGUGGCCACCGGUAAUUGGGGCUGUGGAUCUUCGAAACACGGCGAGGUGCAGCUAAAAGUUGUAAUUCAAUGGAUGGCAGCAAGUGUAGCUGGCGCGCCAUCUUUGAUAUAUUACACCUGCGGAAAUGCAGAGCUCGCAUCUCUGGACACACUGUACAGAAUACUCAGGGACCGCAAGUGGACUGUGAAGGACCUCGCGGAAGCGACGUUACGCUAUUCGACGCACAUGAUCGAAGGUCGCAACGAGAACGUGACACUCUUUGAUGAACUCAUUGGUGUUGAGCGGAACGCGUGACAAUACACAAACACAUGAUAGAAUAGGUCUCUCUUGUAAAAAAAUGGGCGUCUGAUCAAAUUUUAGAACGAUAAAGAAAACGUAGUAAAACAGAAUCAAUUAGAACAGCAUAUCUUAGAAGUUAUGAUGGAAUUAACAUAAAAAUGUAACAAAAUUGACAGUUAGCAGGAAAAUAGUAACAGGAAUUUUAUUCCGCCAGUCUUCCUAUGACUCAUGCAGAAAACAAAACAUAUACGAUUAAAAAGCGUUGACAUUUUGAAGUUCUUUUGUUUUUAGGUGGAUUUUUAAUCGUUUUACACAAGACAAGAGAAGAUCAGAAACAUAGAAAGCAAAAAUUCAAAAUGGCGGGUGUUAUUUGUUCAUGAAACUUUAAAUUUAUGAAAAGAAUUUAAUUUUUUAAACCGUUUCUGCCGUUAAAGUGUUAUUAACGCCUUAAAAAUAUAAAAAGUAAACUUUUUGAUAUAUUUACGAUAUUACUGGACGAUAUAAACAGAAAGUCAACGUAAAGGGACAAAAAGACAACUAUUUUAGAAUCUAAGUUAAAGUGUAAAUUUAAAGAGGAUUGUUGUUCUAUUACGAUUACGAUUGAGAUAUAUGACUACACUAUAUUUAUUAAUAAGUAAUUACAAAAAUUUUAAAUAAA